AUGUUGACGAUGUUUAAUGCGAUAGGAUAUACCGUCGAAAGCGAGCUUCAGCGUACCCACCUUUUAAUGGGGGCGUUCAAUGCCCAUCAACUAUCCUGGUUUGUUGAUUUCAUGCUUUUGCCGGGUGUGUGCUAUUUCGCUUGGAAGAACUUCUUCGCAUCUGCAGGAUGGCCUAAAAACAGGGAAGGCCGAGCGCGACUGAAGCCACACGAAAAUAGACCAUUCUACGUGGAGGAAUAUGGUCCUACAUCCUACAUUGAAGGUGGAGCGGCAGAGAUUCCCGAAGACCUGCCACCGCAGACGCACACUAUGUUCAAAGCCCUGACUGGCGAACGAAAUGCCAACCCUCGUGUUAGAACGCCCCCUGGCGAUAUCUUACCUACAAUAUUGCUAAUGAAGAUUACCGCCGCUUUCGUACUGGGGAGUCUUAUCUCUGCCACUGCCGCUCACUCGGAAUCUGGAGAUGGCAAUGCUGGUUUACCGAAGUUUAUGGGCGCCAGGAAGUUGCUUUCCGAAAUGAAAGCUCGGAAUGCCCUGCCGCACCCGUUGGAAGCAACUGUCCAGGCGGAAAAGAGACAACCAGUAAAAGCGGAAACCUUGGAGGAAAGGCAGGAUUCGAAUGGGAGAUGUGGUCCCGGUUUUGGAAAAUGUGCCACAAACUGUUGUUCACCUGCUGGGUACUGUGGCCUGGGCACAGAGUACUGCGCCGCUCCCGAUUGUCAAUUGGAUUAUGGCCCUGCAUGUGAUGGGAAUCAGAAACCUGCCGGGACCUCCACAGCCAACAUUGCACGACCGAAAAUCGGCAAUGUACCCUACGGCGGUGGUGGAAUUUAUGACUGCGUUGUGCCUGGAGAUAUUGCUUUCACUUUCGAUGAUGGUCCAUAUAUUUAUACCUCGGACCUUCUUGACAAGCUCAAGACUCAUAAUGCAAAAGCAACAUUUUUCAUCACUGGAAACAAUCUUGGAAAAGGCCCCAUCGACAGCACUGCCCAAUGGUCGAAUCUAAUCAAGCGCAUGGUUGCAGAAGGCCAUCAAGUAGCAUCACACACGUGGUCCCAUCAAAGUUUGACAUCUGUGGACGAAACGACUUUUAAUAACCAAAUAAUUUAUAAUGAAAUGGCAUUCAGGAAUAUCCUGGGCUAUUUCCCAACCUAUAUGAGGCCACCUUAUUCUCAAUGCGAUGCCACAUGUGGCUCGCGUUUGGCAACACUUGGAUAUCAUGUGACAUAUUUCGACCUUGACACAGCCGGCUACCUGAACGACGACGUAAACCUGAUCCAGAAUUCAAAGAAUAUCUGGGACACAGCGAUCAACCCCUCCAACAGCCAAACCGACAACUUCUUGGAGAUCGAGCAUGACAUCCACUUCCAGACGGUGUAUAACCUCACUGAUUAUAUCCUGGCAUCUAUGACCCAGCACGGGUACAAGUCUGUGACCGUUGGCGAAUGCUUGGGGGAUCCUUCCGCCAACUGGUAUCGCUCAACAGAUUCCGGUACACCACCCACAGACCCAACACAGACUGUUAGCACUGACGGGAGUUGCUCGGCUAGUGUAACUUGUCUCGGCUCUACGUUCGGAAACUGCUGCUCUGAGCACAGCUAUUGCGGUUCCACUUCCGCAUAUUGUGGUACAGGUUGUCAACCGGCGUCAGGAAAUUGCGGCUCCAAUACAACACCCACCCAGGUUCUACUUUUGGAAAUUGCUGCUCCUCGCAUGGGUAUUGCGGUUCCACUACCGCAUAUUGUGGUACAGGUUGUCAGCCGGCAUCAGGAAGCUGCGGAUCUGGCGCACCACCUCAGUCCAUUAGUACGGAUGGUUCAUGUUCUAGUACAGUUACUUGUCAAGGGUCUACCUUUGGAAACUGCUGCUCACAGUAUGGGUUUUGCGGGUCCACCUCCGGGUAUUGUGCGCCACAGCAACCUUCCAGCCCUGUAUGAAGUACCCAACUCGAUUCCACUGCCCCAAUUCUGGCUUCGCUCCAAAAACUCUGAACCGUCGAAUUGCAGAGGCACGAAAUACGUGGCCAUGGAGUCGGAGAUUCGUGGUCUCGAUUUAGAGAAGGAACUAACCUGCUCUAUCUGCACCGAAGUGCUCUAUCAACCCCUCACCCUCCUCGACUGUCUCCAUACUUUCUGCGGCUCAUGUUUGAAAGAGUGGUUCAACUGGCAGCUCACCGCGGCGCGCAACUCUCCAAACUCACUCCCCGCAGGCUCUACGCCGUAUACAUGCCCGUCAUGUCGAGCGCCGGUCCGCGCUUCGCGACAUGAUGCGAGGGUUACAACACUGUUGGAGAUGUUCCUCGUGGCGAAUCCGAGCAAGGGCAAGACCGAUGAGGAGAAAUCCGAACUGAAGAAGAAAUACACGCCCGGGGAGGAUGUAAUACCAAAAGUUGAGGCUAAGGAUAAGUCUAUAAGGGAGAGAAGGGUGGAUGAUGAAGACCGGAGACUCAUGGAAGAAGUUAGGGAUUUGAGUCUGAGAGAGGUGGGUGUGGAAUCUUCGGACGCAAGGAGGGAGCGUAGGAGAAGGGAGGAGGCAAGAUUACGCCCGUCAAGACGAGACUCUAGUCGUGAGCAUAGUCGGGACAGCAGAAGCGGGGAUGAUAGGGACAGACAGCGACGGAGAGAAGCAGAUUCUGGGCGAAGAGGAACUAGGGAUGAUCCUCGAUCCGACACAGAGUCGGGAACAGAGCGAAGACGACGAAGGAACAAUGAAGAGGCGAGAAGAAGACAUGAAGAAACGAGCCGCACGGCAGCAAGGCAAAUCGAACAUCAAUCAUCUUUACGGUCAUUGAUUAGCUCGUCCGAUAUCGAUUCUCAAGAGAUGGAGGAGGAGAUCUUGCGCCAGAUUAGAGAAGAAGGGCUCCUAGAUGGAAUAGACUUGGAAAAUAUUGAUGUUAGCCAGGAGGACCAAAUUAGUGAAAGGAUAGCUGAGGCAUUCAGAAGAAGGCAAAGCGAGAGAUCUAGGGAACAGCGUGAAAGGCAGAGGUCUAAUGACCGGAGGCGGCAAGCUCGAAGUUCUGCCCCGGAAUCGAGGGAAACAUCUGGUGAUGAUAGUGGCCGAACGCCAAGAAGGCGGACACACACCAGGAAUUCCAGUGCUGUUAGUGACACUGAUGGGCCGAGCAGACCGCCAACAUCUAUCAGUGCUGCCCAUGCUGCUCACCUUGAAGUCCAGCCCAGUGAGGAACGGCGGAGGAGAAGAACAACUAGCGGUAGUCGAAGCUCAACCGCCCAUGUUAUAGGCACACAAGCCCAGACAAGACCAGCAGCACGGUCACAAACUGAUUUGAGCAUAAGAUCCGGUUCCAUGGACCUGGGGACUUCACGCCCUACAAUCACAUCAGGCUUGAGAACUAGCACAGAAACAAACCGUCAGCAUGGUAGUGUAGGGACAGCUUCUGAACUGGAAUCCCGCGAAUCACAAACACAGCCGAAUUCCAGCCCACGAAUGCGUACAAGUCCUCGAUUGCAACAGCCUGCAACAGCAUCGAUAUCACAAACUCGGCGAGCACCCCCUGCUGAGAUCUUCGUUCCUGCAUCAAUACCUUCUUCGGCCUCGUUACACUCGCCAGGCGAGCAAUCGUUGAUGCCUGCACCGCUGUCCCCAAGUCAUGCUCCACGAACAUCGCUCUCUGACAGGGCGAUGGCGUUAUCAAGCGGUUCAAGACCAACAUCCUCGUCCUCUAUGGUAUCACGGAGCCGUGCCCCCCUCUACCCCGAACCUUCUUUGACUUGCGCUCGGUGUUCUAAGGUUCACAUCGAGUAUGAACUUCACUACAAUUGCGGCAUCUGUCGUGGCGAAAAUUAUAAUAUUUGUCUUUCAUGUUUCCGGUCUGGGAAGGGCUGUCUGCAUUGGUUUGGGUUUGGCUACGCUGCAUGGUCGAGGUGGGAGGCGCUGACCCAGUCGGGAGAUUUACCUCCUAAUGCUGAAAAACCUCACAUGCUCAUAGCAUCUCGCUAUAUACCACCUAAAAUUUCGCCUGGGGGAGCUGAUGGCCGAAAGACCCUCACUACCGAAGACCCUCAAAAACGGCUGCAGAGCGGCACAUUCUGUGCAAACUGCCUCGCCUGGGCAAACGAGUGCUACUGGCGCUGCGAUUUCUGCAACGAAGGUGAUUGGGGGUUCUGCAACCUUUGUGUAAACCGAGGGGAAUGCUGUACACACCCUCUCUUACCGUUAACCUUCAAGCCGCCAGAGUCCGAUUCUCCACCGCUAUCGCCAACUCGCGCUCAGCAAAUGCCUUCAUCGGCCACGAUUCUUACGGGACCUGGGGUGCUAGAUAUUGGACGCUUCAAACCUCUGACAUUCUCUGUGCAAUGCGAUAUCUGCCAUCAUCCUAUUCAGCCAUCUAAGACACGAUAUCACUGCUUCUCUUGCACAAGUAAAACACCUAAUACGCUGCCCGGAGACUACGACAUCUGCACAACCUGCUACCCAAAGCUCGUGACUUCUCGUCGUGUCAGCGCUGAAAACGGCAUUAAAGGCUGGCGUAGAUGUCUACAAGGGCAUCGCAUGGUCGUUUUAGGGUUUGAAGAUAAUCGAGGAGGUCAACGUAGGUCGAUUGCACAGGAUCUUGUCGGUGGUCGCAUGCUUAAAGAGGAACCGUAUAAUUCCAGCGAUUAUUCCGAUCUUCAGAAAUGGAGCUGGGAGGAUGAAAAACAUGUUAAGCUCGUCACUAAGAAUGUCAUGGAUACCUCACCAAUCAACGUCCUAGAUUUAGCUAUCGACAACGACUUCCCAACCGAUGGAGGCGUCGGCAUGUCAUGUUUUGCUCGAUGGAGCUGGUACCCUGCACCGGGCGUUGAUGACGAGUUGAUGUUUCCGAAGGGAGCGGAGAUCAGGGAGUGCAAGGAGGUUAAUGCCGAGUGGUGGUAUGGGACUUAUAUGGGAAAGACAGGUUUGUUUCCUGCAUUAUAUGUUAGGAUCCUGGAUAGGGCACCUGGUUCUUAA
Venustampulla echinocandica is the source of this 4950-nucleotide messenger RNA. RefSeq lists its product as uncharacterized. The record is from RefSeq and is a predicted model, not a curated record. Lineage: Eukaryota; Fungi; Ascomycota; Leotiomycetes; Helotiales; Pleuroascaceae. Gene Ontology annotation, biological process: carbohydrate metabolic process. Gene Ontology annotation, molecular function: zinc ion binding; hydrolase activity, acting on carbon-nitrogen (but not peptide) bonds; chitin binding. The coding region runs from base 1 to 4950 and encodes 1649 amino acids. The transcript has 13 exons.